Molecule: messenger RNA, 3564 nt
Organism: Pezoporus occidentalis (night parrot)
Lineage: Eukaryota; Metazoa; Chordata; Aves; Psittaciformes; Psittacidae
Gene: SLC25A32
Product: solute carrier family 25 member 32
Exons: 7
Coding region: 75-1040 (321 amino acids)
Biological process (GO): folate import into mitochondrion; nucleotide transport
Cellular component (GO): mitochondrion
Molecular function (GO): FAD transmembrane transporter activity; folic acid transmembrane transporter activity
Source: RefSeq, a predicted model, not a curated record
GUCGGCGUGCGGCGGGAGGGAGCCCCGCCCCCUGCCGCGCUCCUCCGUCGCGGCCGCCUUCGCCGCCGUCGGCGAUGAGCGCUCCGGGGUCCGCGUGCUCCGUGCGCGAGCCGGUAGCGGCCCCGCCGCCCGCGCCGUCCCUGCUCCGCCACGUGCAGCUGGAGAACCUGGCGGCGGGGCUCAGCGGCGGCGUCCUCUCCACCCUCGUGCUGCACCCCCUGGACCUCGUUAAGAUCCGCUUCGCAGUGAACGAUGGAUUGGAGCUGAGGCCAAAAUACAAUGGGAUUCUGCACUGUAUGACCACUGUCUGGAAGCAUGAAGGACUACGAGGCUUAUAUCAAGGGGUAACACCAAACAUGUUGGGAGCAGGGGCUUCCUGGGGACUUUACUUUUUCUUUUACAAUGCCAUCAAAGCUUACAAGAAGGAAGGGAAGCUGGAAAGUCUUAGUGCAACUGAACACCUAGUGUCAGCUGCAGAGGCUGGAGCCAUGACUCUCUGCAUUACCAACCCAAUAUGGGUAACAAAGACACGACUUGUGCUACAAUAUAAUGCUGGUGUCGACCCAUCAAAACGACAAUACAGAGGAAUGUUUGAUGCUCUUAUAAAGAUAUACAAGGUGGAAGGCGUACGUGGCUUAUACAAGGGAUUUGUGCCUGGUCUGUUUGGAACUUCACAUGGAGCACUUCAGUUCAUGGCAUAUGAGGAUUUGAAACUGAGAUACAACAAGUACAGAAACAGAGUGUCAGACACAAAAUUGAACACUGUGGAGUACAUAAUGAUGGCAGCUGUAUCCAAAAUUUUUGCUGUGUCAGCAACAUAUCCCUAUCAGGUUGUGCGAGCUCGUCUUCAAGAUCAACAUAAUACGUAUUCUGGUGUGUUUGACGUGAUCCGCAGGACAUGGAGGAAAGAAGGAAUUCAUGGAUUUUACAAAGGAAUUAUCCCCAAUGUGAUCAGAGUGACUCCUGCCUGCUGCAUUACCUUUGUUGUUUAUGAAAAUGUGUCUGGUUUUUUACUUGGUUUUAGGAAAGAAAGUAGUUAAAGGUAGGAGCUUGUGUUCAUAAGGAAUCUAUCCUUUAUUUUUUGUAUUUAUGGUCUGGGAGAGAUUUAGUUCAGCAGACAUCUUUGACACCAUGAAUUGAUCUAGUAUUUUGAGGAAAGAACAUGGAGAUAGUAAAACCCUGCCAACAUCUCUUCUGCUGAAUGUUCUUGUAUUGCUGCUGCCUUCUCUGAAUCAGCUCUGCCUGCUUGAAACAGAUGUCUCUGCAACUGUGAAAUAAUAGCACUGUGACUGGGUGAAGGCAACUGUGCAGCAAUUCAGUUCAUCCUGGCCUGCCUGGAAUAAUAGACUGAUGUGUUUUGACAGGUCUUAACUGUUGGUCAGAUUCCGCUCCUACAGAGGUGGAUAACUUCAUAUAAAAGCAACUCUGGGGUCUGGCAGAACUUUCUUAAAUCUUUAUCUGAGUUUCAUGAAGAAACAAGCAAGGUCUUCUGAAUCCACCUCUGUGUUUUGUCAGAUUUUAGGAUGUAGAGUGCUCCAGAUUCCAUUGCUCAUCCAACACAAAAAACACUGCCUUGGUGGGGUGCAGUUUGGAAACUCAGAAUUGUUUUGUAAAACAGCUGUCCAAUCUCGGGUUUGAAUAACUGCCAGUCUGAUGAAACCCAGUUCUGGUCUCAUACCAGACAGACUUGCAUUGUGGUUUUUGGCUUGCUUUUAGCACCAGACCAAAGUAUAUGUUGUGUGCAUCGCUGGCCACUUACUGAAUUCAUUUUCUCUCUCGUCCCUGCCUGCCCUCUCUCUCAACCCCACCCUGUGACAUUCUGUCUGUUACUGAUACAUCUGACCAAAUAUUAGUAAGUAAAGGUGUAUUUGAAUGUAGGUUUACGUUUCAAACAGUUUUGUUUUCUAGUAAUCCCAUAGUGAUGCAGUUUUCAAACCAGUGUUGCAACAAACAUGAACAUGCUUAUUUUCAAUAAUAUUUUCUGGGAAAAGGAAAUACUCUUAAGUGGUCAAAAAAAUACUGUGCACAGGACUUAAAAAAUGAUCAUUAAUGUCUUCUGAUUUAGUCUAAGGAAAAGGACUGUAAGUAUAUAUUGAUUGCUAAUUUAACGAUAAACUAAAUUACAGUACAUCUCAGUAAAUUUGUAUAAUAAUGAUAUUUAUUGGUAUGCCAAUAAUUGCUGUCAACGAUAUGAAUUUUUUUGAGAUUUGGGUUUGUUUUAUUUUUUAGUUCUUCUUUAAGAAGAUGCAUUACUGGCCAUUACUAACAACUGCCUCUGCUGUUAGUAGGAAGUUAUUAAGAAGUAUGUAGAAAGCAUCACUUAACUAAGGAGGAAGUAAGUUAGCAAAAAUCAUUCCAUGGGGUGGGGGAAAUAAUCAGUUUCAUAAGGAGUGAAGGAUACUAUCUCGCAAAACACCUGAAUACAGAGAAGUUCCCUGUUUAACAGAAAGCUGGCCUAAAGUAGAAACAAGCAUUUUCAUAAAAAAAGCAACUUAUUAGGGAUUUGGUUUCAGUUUUAAGUUAAAAUCUUACAAUUUUUUUUUUAAUUAAGAUCAAUAUUUUUAGUCUUAAUUCAGCAAUCCACUUGCUUGUUCCUCUUGAUCCUAUUGCCACAUACCAUAUUUUGUGUAUACUUACUAAUAAUUUAUACUUUCUGUUCCACAAUCCCAUUCCCUCUACUGAUACAGUUAAUAAUCUCAUCUGAAAAGGGCAUGUGGCCAUUAAGGCUGGCUUUGGUUUCUUAUUAUGAAAGUUUCCAUGUGUAUUUAGCUGAGGAUCAAAUUUACUGGAAGUUUAGCAUGAAAAUUACUGUGUAGAUCCCUAACAGCUACUAACUUCUUCUGCCUUUGGAGGGUUUUUACUUGGUUUUGUUUGUUUUCUAGUACCCAGAACGAAUAACCAAGUUAACUCUGCCACUGAGAAUCCAAGAAGUGUUGUGAAGACAUAUGAAUAAAAGUUGUGCACUUACUAGCCUGAGUUAGUGUACUCGUGCUCCAGGAUAAAUGCAAAGACAGGCUACAAGCAUGUACACAAUCAGUUACUGUAUGUUAACUGACAUUCUCUAAAUUCACACCAUAGCUUAGGUCAUAGUAACUUGUUUGUGUCCAGAUACCUUAAAACCCAUCCUCCAAGCCAAUGAAAACAGUACAGUUCUGCAGAUACAAAAUACCAGCUGUAUAAUUUGCUAGUUUACAGCAGGAUCACACAUAAGCUUGCAGCUGGGAAAGCCCAAAUGCUCUCCUAGCCACAGCUGUGUUCCUCUAGCAUUCUUCACAAAAGCUGCAGACAAGAGCUACCAAUUUGAGAUGUAUGGGGAAAAUUUUAUAACCUGCUCAGAAAAAAGCUGAGAUUUAAUUCUAAAUAGUUGAAAUAAAUUAAUUAUCUCGGAUUAAAUGUUUCUUCCUUUUCAUUUCUAGGAAGACUGUACAUUUCUGCAUGUUAUACAUGCUGUAUCUUGUUGGGGUUUUUUUUAUUUCGUUAAUGUAAAGUUGAUUUUGUAAUGUAAACAUGACUGUUGUUGUUUCCCUCAAGAAUCUUUAAAAUUAAAAAAAAAAAAAAAAACAA